GGCGAGGCCGUGCCAGAGGCAGCCACAGUUUCUUCGCCCAAGUUUCCCAUCCCUCUCAUCUCAGAUUCGACCUUCACAAGGAACUCCCUAAAUCCACAUCAGUGCUGGAGUGCUACACCCGACGAGGUUCCGUUCUCCGUCUGGUGCAAUUGACUUUGCCUUUCCCCGAUCCCACUGUGCUUCCCACCCAUCCGUCUCUUGCCAUCUGCCUCGUGCUCUUGUUCUUCCUCGUACCAUUCGCCUUCGAGCACCUCUCGACCCAAUAAAGAACUCCCUGCCGAUUCCGACAGACCUCCCGAUCCAUAACCCGUUUCGAAAAGGGGCUGUACCAUGUCGAGACGACCUCCCAAUCCCGCUGCUGAGAGAGCAGCCCAAAACCAGCAGACCAUCAAGAGUCUGUUGAAACUAGAGGCCAACAAGAUAUGCGCCGACUGCAAGAGAAACAAACACCCGCGAUGGGCGAGCUGGAACCUGGGCGUCUUCAUCUGCAUCCGAUGCUCUGGCAUCCAUCGAGGGAUGGGCACCCAUAUAUCGAGAGUCAAAUCGGUCGACUUAGACUCGUGGACCGACGAGCAAUUACAAAGCAUCCUGAGCUGGGGCAACGCACGUGCGAACAAGUAUUGGGAGGCCAAGUUAGCUGCUGCCCAUGUGCCGUCCGAGGCCAAGAUCGAGAACUUCAUCAGGACCAAAUAUGAGCUCAAGCGAUGGGUCAUGGACGGCCCGAAGCCGGAUCCCGCCACCUUGGACGUCGACGGCGACGACGAUGUCCCACUUAGCAUCGUCAAAGAGAAGCAGAGCAUAGAUAGGAAGGAGUCUAUUCGGAAGAGCUCGGUCGGACAACAAGCGGCACCGCAAAGAGCCAUCACUCCUCAAGCGGAUCUUAUCAGUGGCGCUGACAUCCCCCCCAGAGCUAGCACUGCCUUACCUCCGCCGUCGCAAGUCCCUCCCAAGUCAGCUCCAGCGCCGCCGAAGGCGGUGAACACCACCAAAGAUUCGCUCCUAGGUUUGGAUUUUCUGGGAGAGGCCCCCGCCGCUCCCCCGCGUCCCGCUAGCACGAACCCGGGUGGUCUAGGUGGCGGUCAGUCGAGGCCCGACCUCAAGCAGUCCAUCUUAUCCCUCUAUGCGUCGGCUCCGCGGCCACAGCCCCCACCGCAACAGCCGUCGCAUUCUCCAUCUGGAUCCUUUGGGGGCUUCGGAGGAACGCAAUCAGCCUCGUUACAGUCUCCUCCCAUGGGUCACCAGCCCAAGAAGUCAGCUGGUGGUGGGCUCGAUGAUGCCUUUGCUAACUUGAGCUUCGGAAGUGUGGCACAGCCGAAGAGUCCUCAAAUAGAUGCCUUCGCGGGCCUGACGGCUAUGUCUGGCAAUCGCUCUACCCCUAAGCCUACAAGUACUUCGUCAUUCCCUAGUCUCAGUGGGGGCAGCUUCUUCGACUCGAAGCCUACCCCACCGGCGCCGCAACAUAGUUCGAAGCCGUCGGCAACGGGCUUCGAUAAUUUCGGCGCUUUCAAUUCAUCCGCCGCGACGCCGAAGCCCGCGCAAUCUUCUUCGGCAGCUUUAGGUGACCUCUUCGACUGGUCUACCCCGGCGCCCCAACCGGCCGCCGCACCGGCUCCCAAGCCUGCUCCCGUGUCAUCGUCAACUAGCAAUUCCGUCUUCAAUCUUUCCGCGAAGCCAGCGCCGGCGCCAGCGCCUGUGUCGGCCACGACGACUUCUCUGAACACAUCUAUACUUAAUACUUCGGAUGUUUGGGGGAACGCAUGGAGCAAUCCCGAUCCCACUCCAACCUCAGCAUCGAAGACUCCCAUUGCCACCAAGAGUCCCGCCACUAGUGGCGGUAUCGACUUUGGCGGCUGGGGUAGUGGUACUGGGGGUUCCUUCGCUAACCAGAGUCUGGUGCCGGGCACUUCCGGAGGAUUUGCUCCAGCACCCAAGGUAGCGGCCGAUGAGGAAUUCGGCGGUUGGACUAGCAGCGCAGGCGGAAAUUCGAACGCGAACGGGGGUACCAAGUCUGGCGGAUUUGGGAAUGACGAUUUAUUCUCCAACGUUUGGCAGUAAGUUGCCGGCAGCAUGUGUAGCUAGGGAGGGCAGGGGCGCAUCUUUUGGAAGCGAUACGAAGAGAUUAGACGAGACUAGCUGAGAUAUCCAUCGGGUCGCUCUCUUCCUAUCGAAAUAUUA
This is a messenger RNA of Durotheca rogersii, 2175 nucleotides long. RefSeq names its product ArfGap-domain-containing protein. The coding region runs from base 331 to 2055 and encodes 574 amino acids. Gene Ontology annotation, cellular component: Golgi apparatus. Gene Ontology annotation, biological process: endoplasmic reticulum to Golgi vesicle-mediated transport; intra-Golgi vesicle-mediated transport; endocytosis. The transcript is spliced from 2 exons. The record is from RefSeq and is a predicted model, not a curated record. Gene Ontology annotation, molecular function: metal ion binding; GTPase activator activity. NCBI's taxonomy places the organism in Eukaryota, Fungi, Ascomycota, Sordariomycetes, Xylariales, Xylariaceae.